Molecule: messenger RNA, 480 nt
Organism: Perognathus longimembris pacificus (Pacific pocket mouse)
Lineage: Eukaryota; Metazoa; Chordata; Mammalia; Rodentia; Heteromyidae
Product: ral guanine nucleotide dissociation stimulator-like
Exons: 3
Coding region: 28-480 (150 amino acids)
Source: RefSeq, a predicted model, not a curated record
CAGCAAGCGCUGGAUAUUCUAUUUAAAAUGUACAGAUCCCUCCGCCCUAACUGUGAGGAAGAUGAGCAAGUGAAGAACACCCUGUGUUCCAUCUUCACCCUGUGGAUGGACUUUUCCCCUGACGAUUUCUACGAGCCCAGGAACCGAGACGCCCUGAAUGAACUCAUGCGCUACGCGAUGCUCAACAUGCCCUCCUCCGACCUGCUGCUCCGCUUGCACAUUCUCCUUGAGCAGCUGGAGGAGCCCGGGGCCGGGCAGCCCGAGGACAGGGGGAGCACGUCACUGUGUGGACUCCCGAGAGCCUGUGAGUGGGGAGGGGACCUGGGCCCCCGGGGAUGGCCUCCCAGGCUGGUGAUGAGCGAGGAGCCCUUGGCCCUGCCCGCGUUGCAAGGCGUCCUGUCAUGGAUGUUCCCUGCCAGGUCGCGUCUCGCUUCCUUCUCCUCAAAGUUCAGGCUCCAGUUCUACAGCUCGCUCCCUUAG